GAUGCCCUUACGUUAUAAUUGAAUUUCAUACACGAACUUGGCAAUCUUGUUCUCAAUUUAUAUUUGUUUACUAAAUCAAAUAGAAAAAAUAUUGUUUAUGUUGUAAUUCUCCUAUUUUUCGACAAAAAAUGGAAACGAACACCAGCGACUACGAAUCACAACUCCAAAUUGUGGAAGAGUCUUUAGCAACUACUGAAAAUGAGGAGGAACGUAUUGCACUAAAUAGUCUAAAGGCAGAUCUUUUGGAACUUAUUGAAUUAACAAAUCAGACAAAUGCAGCGGAAUUGUCUAAUAGUGCCGAUGGAUGUAACUUCAACGAAGAAUUGGAGCGGUUUAGAAGUGAAAUGGCUUUAUUAGAAAACGUUGAAAGCAAUGUUCAUGAAGUAACUGAGGAAAAUAUAGAUGAACAUUUAAACAAACUUCGAGUAAAACUGGAAGAUAUGGUUGGUAAGAAGUGCACUGCCCCUCACCAGCAUACCUGGGGUUCAGUUAGUUACCAUAAUGCCAUAGUUUGUGGAAUUGAAGACACAGCAAAUAUGGAUAGCAAUGGUCAAUUAAAGGCUCGAUUACGAGUAUUGUUCACCAAUCCUACCCAUCGUGAGAUGUUACCUUGUUCAUUUUACCUUGAAGGAGAGUGUCGAUUUGACGAUACACAGUGUCACUUUUCCCAUGGCGAACUAAUCGAUGCCGAAAAGUUAGGUGAAUAUGCUGAGCCAGAUUUUACACGACUCGCUCGCAAUUGCGUAGUGCUAGCAAAACUGCCGGACCGCCUUUGGUAUAGAGGUCGUGUGCUUUGCGCAAAUUUCGUUGAGCAAUUAUGCCGUGUUCGUCUUGAUAAGAAGGGUGAUAAACGAGAAAGAGAUUUUCCAUUUGAAGAUCUGCUACCGAUAUUUCAUGAUGAUGAUUUAUCCAGCGGAUCCAGUUCGAAUGAGUCUUGUGACGAAUUAGAAGAAUCAGAAGACUCGGACGAAAUCAAAAGCGCAAGACAAGCAAAAUUAGUAGAAAAAAGUUUGUUUGAGUUUAAACCAACACAACCACUUGGCGAGUGGGAAAAAUAUACGCGGGGCAUCGGAUCGAAAAUAAUGGCGAAAAUGGGUUAUGUUCACGGUACUGGAUUGGGUUCAGAUGGUAGUGGUAUUGUCAUACCUGUGACAGCUCAAAUAUUACCCCAAGGCUACUCUCUUGAUCGUUGUAUGGAGUUAAGAGAAGCUGCUAACGGAGACAAAGACUACUUCAGUAUAGAGAAAAAACUACAGCAGCAAAAGAAGAAACAAGAAAACAUUAAUGCGAAAGCAUAUGAGCGCGAAUUACAACGUACAGAUGUCUUUUCAUUUAUUAAUGACAAUAUUUUGAGCGGAGGAUCUGAAAUAAAAAAGGCAAAGAAAAAUAUAUCCCUAAGUAACGAAACCACAAAAUCCUUAAAUGUGGCCAGUGUACGCCUUGCGGACGACAUACGACGAAAAGAGCGAGAAAUUGCAAAGAUACGUCAAUCUAUGGCCCGUAACUCUGUCGGCUCAGAUGUAUACAAACGUACACAACAACAGUUACAAAUUAAAACACAGGAAUUAAAAGAUUUACAAAGAGAGGAAACUGUUCUUUCCAAAGAACAAGCAUCUAGAAAAACGAAAGAUAAGCUUUCAGUAUUUUAAGAUAAACUUUAUAUGUUUUCCAACAUAUUAUUUAUUUUUAGAAUAUAUAAAAGUACACCCUAUACUAAAUAAUUUUAUUAUUAAAUAUUGUUUUAAAAGUGUUUGUGUCCUUGAUGAUCCCUACUCAAAAGAAAAUACAUUUGUAACUUCGUUGGUAAUGUCAAUAAAAAUAUUACUUUUUGUAAA
Messenger RNA from Zeugodacus cucurbitae (melon fly), 1835 nucleotides. RefSeq names its product zinc finger CCCH-type with G patch domain-containing protein. Lineage: Eukaryota; Metazoa; Arthropoda; Insecta; Diptera; Tephritidae. The transcript has 6 exons. Gene Ontology annotation, biological process: negative regulation of DNA-templated transcription; regulation of transcription by RNA polymerase II. Gene Ontology annotation, cellular component: nucleus. Gene Ontology annotation, molecular function: metal ion binding; DNA-binding transcription factor activity, RNA polymerase II-specific; RNA polymerase II cis-regulatory region sequence-specific DNA binding. The coding region runs from base 129 to 1649 and encodes 506 amino acids. The record is from RefSeq and is a predicted model, not a curated record.